Molecule: messenger RNA, 575 nt
Organism: Closterium sp. NIES-67
Lineage: Eukaryota; Viridiplantae; Streptophyta; Zygnematophyceae; Desmidiales; Closteriaceae
Source: the annotation of a GenBank genome assembly
GAUUUACUGAAUGCAACCAGGCACUGAGUACCCCCACCCUCCUCACCUUCCCCCGAAUCGCGUCCUUGACUUGACUGCUGCAAAGCACGCGCGCGCCAACGCGACUGAAGCUGUGGGAACGACAGUAACAGAGACGCCGAUUGUAGACUCCAGCUUUGUAGGAGAGUUUGGACCGUCCCCGUCCCGUGAAAGUAGGAAGAGAACGUCAGUUGAUUCUGGUAGCACCACCCCGAGCACCAGUGCUGCUAAGUUCAGCCGGCGAGUAGUCCCCUUCAAAUAGAUCACACUCGGCAGCUUUAGACCCUCAGACUAGUAAGCACAAGGCACGCCCUUGCCUCUGAACAGACCCGCACACUCUUGGCGUUCAUUAGCGGCGUGCAUCAACCCCGCACGACCAGAAACCCGCCUCCCGGAGUUGAAGCGCCUAGGCCCGAUGCCAUCAGCAACCACGUCAGCACCUACGCCAUUAACCAUGGAUCCGUCUAACCUACGUCGUGCUCGUCAUCUAUUUCUCCUCCUGCUCCUCAGCUCGCUCCUUUCAGCCGUCCCCGCCUCUCGCGCACAGGGUAUGGCCU